GCCUAUAGGGUUGAUAUUACCUAUCAACAAGCAUCGCGUGCAAAGGCACAUGCUUUAGAGAUGUUAAGAGGUAAACCUAUUGAUGAAUAUAGGCAAAUACCUAUAUACAUCCAUAUGCUAGAUACCGUGUAUCCAAAUUCGUACAUAGCAGUGCAAAAGUCACUAAGCGAUGAGUUCAUGUAUCUAUUCAUAGCUUUAAAGCCAUUGAUGAGGGGGUUUCAGUUUUGCAGACCUGUAGUUAUUGUUGACGGUGCUCAUUUUGAUGGACCUUAUAAAGGAAUAUUUAUAUCAGCUAACACACUUGAUGGGUCAGGUAUUACUUUUUUCUAUUGUUAGGUAUUGAAUAGCAAUGUAUCAUCUUAUUUAAUAUAUUUAUUGUGUAUCUGAUGUACUAUACUAACUAUGUUUUGGCUAAGAAUUAUUUUUAGAUUGCAUAUUGCCAUUAGCGUAUGGUGUUGUUGAUACAGAAAAUGAUUUAUCAUGAUCGUGAUUUUUUCAGUAUUUCAGAGAUGCAUUUUGUGAGAGGGACAAUAUGUGUGUUGUAUCAAAUAGGAACGAAAGCACAAUGAAGAGUGUUGUUGCUUCAUCAGAAUAUCUAUAUUCUUUUUAUGAAUCAGGAAGAAGAUACAUGUUGUGUCUUGAAAGAAAAAUAUGCAAUUGUGGAAGGAUUCAACUAGAUGAAAUACCAUGUCUACACGCAAUUGCAGCGUUGACGAGCAAAAAUAUUACAGACAUGCACCUAUACUGCUCUGGUUACUACACGCCAGAGGCAUCGACAAUUACUUAUAAAUUGCCAAUGGUUUCAAUGCCAGAUAAGAAAGAUUGGUCUGUUUUGAAAGAAAUUUUGAAAGAGUCGUCUUGCUACCAAGUUACAAAAAGAUUCCAGGAAGAAAAAGUAACUCCAGUAAGAAGCUAAGUACGAGCAUAAACUGUUGUGAUAGCUGUGGCCAUGAAGGACACAAUAGAAUGACUUGUAAUUUCAUUCUCAAAGAGAAAUGAUACUUUGAUUUUUGCCAAGAUACAUUCAAUUUGGAUCAAGUACUUAUGUAUCUGGUACUUUUUUUAUAAUAAAAUAGUUCUUUUUAUAAUAAAA
Molecule: messenger RNA, 1093 nt
Organism: Solanum dulcamara
Lineage: Eukaryota; Viridiplantae; Streptophyta; Magnoliopsida; Solanales; Solanaceae
Exons: 2
Coding region: 533-916 (127 amino acids)
Molecular function (GO): zinc ion binding
Source: RefSeq, a predicted model, not a curated record